Molecule: messenger RNA, 402 nt
Organism: Mytilus trossulus (common blue mussel)
Lineage: Eukaryota; Metazoa; Mollusca; Bivalvia; Mytilida; Mytilidae
Product: heterogeneous nuclear ribonucleoprotein R-like
Exons: 3
Coding region: 25-402 (125 amino acids)
Source: RefSeq, a predicted model, not a curated record
UUGCACAUUAAAUAGAUUGCUGCAAUGGAGAAUAGAAAAUUAGUUGAUUAUGGAUUAAAUCCUAAAGUGGCAAAAGAACUUUGUGUGCUGUUUGAAUCAGGAAAAGUAUCUCCUCAAGAAUUAGAUAACAAAGCUCUAGAUGCCCUGAAAGAAUGUAAUGUGAAUGAAGCUGUCACAAUAAUUAAGAAAUAUUCAGAGUCAUUUGACAGAACUGAUGUCAAAAACAAAAGUGGUUACUUAUGUGGUAUGAUUAAAUCACAGAAACAAAGACAGAAACAAGCUUCUCAAGGUCAAGCAAUGCCUAGAAAUCAAGGUCCAGCAAUGCCCAGAAAUCAAGGUCCAGCAAUGCCUAGAAAUCAGGCACCUGUCUAUGAACAGUCACAUACAGAACAGGUGGAUUGA